Molecule: messenger RNA, 1602 nt
Organism: Dendronephthya gigantea
Lineage: Eukaryota; Metazoa; Cnidaria; Anthozoa; Malacalcyonacea; Nephtheidae
Exons: 6
Coding region: 61-1071 (336 amino acids)
Source: RefSeq, a predicted model, not a curated record
AAAAAUUUUGCGCGCGAAAAAUUCUUUCACAGAGCGAUAAAAAGCGGUUAAUUGAAAAGUAUGUUUUCCCUUUCCUCAUUAUCCAAACCCUUCCGACGCAGGUCGAAAGUUGGCGAAGGUACAUUGUUGGAAAUGGAAAAAAUUCGAGACAACGACGGCUUAGCGAGUGAUAAUCAGUUAAAGAUUUCAAGAAGAUAUGCAGAGAGACUUGGGUCUGUUGGCGGAACACGAGAAAUGUCCGAAGAGGAAAAAAGGUACCACGAUUUGUUCGGCGUCAACAGCCAAACAGAAGAAUGUGGCCACACUAAAAAGACACCGAGAAAGAAGAGAAAUGAAGCAGUUCAACUUUCUGAAGUGAUAUUUGAAAAUAACAACGAUGUAGAAGACAACGGUGGCGACACAGUUCUGUCAGUUCACACAGAAGACCUCACUCGCCGAGGCAUAACUCGUAAAAUCGCUUCAGAAAUUGCCUUCGAGUGUCGUCAGUGGGCAAAAGAAGACAACGAAAGAAAGGAAAAACAGUUAAAAUUAAAGUCGGGCAUUUCUGACACGCCUGCACAAAAGCUUGCGAAAACAGGGCAAUAUGUCAAUGCAGAGAGUUCCGACUCAAACGUUCAAGAAAAUGUCGCAGAAUCUCUUUGUGAGCUUGCCGAAGAAGAUAUCAAAGUCAAAAAGAAGAAAUGUUCAAGGAAAAUGAAACGAAAACACAGAAAGAUCAACCCUUUAUGUGAUUCGACUACUGGCAACGACUCAGUAAAUCCUGAACCUUGUCCAAUGAAGAAACCAUCUGAUAUCUACAAAAUGUUUCAAGGAACAACGUCAAGUGACAUCCACUCCAGAGAGGUUCCAUCCAUUGAACCAGAUGAUGAAUACAAGCAGAUGGAGAAAGCAAAUGGAGAAGCAUCAUCUUCAGCGGAGACAACUACAACGAAAACAAGUAAAUGGUCCCAGUUUUGGAAACAUGGAAAAACCAAAGUGAAAAAAGUUAAACAGCCAAAAAAGAUCAACGAGCCCAACGAAAACGAGGAAACAACGACCAAACACAAGACCUCCAAAUUCAAAUUCUUUUAAAAAACAACGAAUGGAAAAAGAAAAUCAAAAGCAACUUCUUCAGAGGAGCAAAACAUCGCAGCAGUUACACCAAGUGAUCUUUACAAGAAAAAGAACGCUUCCGCCACAGGAAGCCAAUAAACCUCUCAUAACACAACACCCAAUUCACAAGAUUUAACAUCAACUGACAAGAUAAUAGAAGUAAAAAACACAAAACUAACAAAAAAUAAAACUUUCUACGACAAACACAACAAUACCAACGUACACACAAAAAACAUCCAACGUCCAUUAACAAGAAUUUCAGUGUCCAAACACAAUAAUUCCUGCAAUGACCAAACAUCGGAGUUCCAACGUCCACACAUAACAGUUACAACAUCCACACAUCACAGUUCCAACGUCCAUACAAAAGAGUUUCAGCGUUCACACAAAACAGUUCCAACAUCAACAUAAAAGAUCUAGACUUCCUGCGUCAACAAAAAGAGUUCAAGCUUCAACACAAAAGAGUACCAGCGUCGCAGCGUCCACAGAAAAGAGUUCCUACGUCAAAACAAA